Microsporum canis CBS 113480 is the source of this 2151-nucleotide messenger RNA. RefSeq names its product forkhead box protein C2. The record is from RefSeq and is a predicted model, not a curated record. Bases 1 to 2151 code for a protein of 716 amino acids. The transcript is spliced from 3 exons. Gene Ontology annotation, molecular function: protein binding; RNA polymerase II cis-regulatory region sequence-specific DNA binding; DNA-binding transcription factor activity, RNA polymerase II-specific. Gene Ontology annotation, biological process: regulation of transcription by RNA polymerase II. NCBI's taxonomy places the organism in Eukaryota, Fungi, Ascomycota, Eurotiomycetes, Onygenales, Arthrodermataceae.
AUGCCACCUUUGGCUGCAAAGCGCCGCAGCCGGCGGCGAGAUGUUGACCUACACGAUGACCCCGUCGAUAUGGACGCACUGGACUCGUCGCCUACUCGGCGGUCAGUGAAGAAGCGCAAGGUCGAGCACACACCUCAGCCGGAUUUCGACAGAGCCCUCGAGCCAGCCUCUGCAGACGAGAAUGAAGACGAAAACGACAUGGCGGCCAACCAUGAUCUGGUCGACUCGGUAAUCGCCAACCUGGCCGUGGCUAGAGACCCCGUUUCCGUCAUGGUUCAUCACUCCAACGCCCGAACGCAGCAGGAAAACAAAGAAAGCGUCGAGGCGUACGCUAAGAUUGCCGGCCGUGACUGGACAUACUACGUCAAAACCCUUCAUGUCAACAUAGGACGGCCUCCAGAUCGUGAUCAGAGAGUCGACGCGCAGUCUUCGCCCAUCACGGUUGCCGCACAGGCGCUGCCGGAUGUACACAUCGACCUGGGGCCCGGCAAGUUUGUCUCCAGACUGCAUGCAGAGAUAUACUAUGACCGAGACGACCCUCCGUGCUGGCGCGUGAGAGUAAACGGACGUAAUGGCAUUCGCGUGAACAAUGUCUUUUUCAAGCGUGGCACGGCCACACAGCUCUCCUGCGGCGAUAUACUAGAGAUCGCCAAUACCCAGAUGAUGUUUGUCACGCCCGGCGACCAGGCCGUUAUUGACCCGGCCUUUAUCAACCAGGCGCAGAACGGCGUUCAUGCUACUCGAGAAGACGACACAACCUGGGAUAGUACCUACCAUUCGCAUCCUACUACCACCACCACCACCAAUCCUGGCCCACGACGCAUGUCCUUUGCUCCCAGCAGCAGCAGAGACCAAGCAGCUCCCGCCGCCACAACCGGCACCCGUCGAGCAGAGAUUGCAAAUGCGGCCACCGUUACUCCCAAACGGCAGACAACGCCCUCUCAACGGCCACAGUCGAGAGAUACCAUCGAGCUGCCGUCCAAAAUGUCUCCCAUGUACAAUCGUGGAAUGAUGAUGGAAAGCACCGAGGAGAUUGACUACAGUGAGGACGCGGCUAAGGAUAUCAAGCCGCCGUUCAGCUAUGCAAACAUGAUUGCCCAGGCCAUCUUCUCUACCGAGGAAGAGAAGCUGUCUCUCAGCAACAUCUACAAGUUUAUCAUGCAGAAAUAUGCUUUCUACAGGCAUUCGCAGUCUGGUUGGCAGAAUUCAAUUCGACAUAAUCUCUCCUUGAACAAGGCGUUCCAAAAGGUCCCUCGUCGCACCGACGAGCCGGGCAAAGGCAUGAAGUGGCAGAUCGUCCCAGAGCACCGAGAGGAGUACUGGAAGAAACAGGCCAAAAAGAGUGGACAGUCCUCAACACCAGCCUCUCCCAUUGGCAAGGAGCGAACCGGUUACCAGCCCAUCAACGGCCACCCAGCCAUCAACGUGGAGAAGAAUAUAGAUGCCUCUUCCCAGGCAAGCAAACCGUCACCUCAAGCACAGACAGCUUCACCAGGUUAUCACUCCUUCUCCGUCGCACCGAUCGAGGCAUAUACGCCAGACCGUGGUUCACGAAAUGGCCUCGGCAUCAACGGCGCUGGUACCCAUGACUUUGACGAACAGUCUCCAUUGCCCAACGGCCCACGUAACAACAAUGCACCAGCUCGAACAUACGGCCUGUCCGACAAUGCCGUUGCUUCUCCUCCCGUUCUCUCCUCCUCGUAUUACGACGACGCUGCCUCGUCAAUGAUCACACCUGCCCCUUUACGCCAGCAACCCCGUCUCGCACCUCCAAGCACAGCCCAAGUUCCUUCAAGGUAUAUGCAGCUUAGCUCGCCAGCCCAGUUCUGGAAAUUAGCAGACAUGGGCAACACGCCUGCCAAGCCGAUGCCGGAGAUGAGUCCGCUGAAACCAUCCAUCGGCACAGCGGAGUCUAAUCGCUGGAAAACAUUAAACACUAUACCAAGCAGUAGUCCACCGCCAGCUAACCUGGGCAGUCCAACUAAGCCCGCAUCAUCCAUCAGAGGACGCGGCAGAGAAUCCAGCAUCGGUAGAGAGAGAGCCAGCGAGCAUGAAAAUAAAACCAUAAAGCGUCAUCAGGAUAACUGGGAAGAAGAUGACGAUAAUAACGAUAGUGAUGAUGGUGGCUUUGAUCUUGCAAGGUUGGUUUAA